Epinephelus moara (kelp grouper) is the source of this 6715-nucleotide messenger RNA. RefSeq names its product lysine (K)-specific demethylase 4C (gene kdm4c). The record is from RefSeq and is a predicted model, not a curated record. Gene Ontology annotation, biological process: chromatin remodeling. Gene Ontology annotation, cellular component: nucleus. NCBI's taxonomy places the organism in Eukaryota, Metazoa, Chordata, Actinopteri, Perciformes, Serranidae. The coding region runs from base 195 to 5216 and encodes 1673 amino acids. Gene Ontology annotation, molecular function: histone H3K9 demethylase activity; histone H3K36 demethylase activity. The transcript is spliced from 22 exons.
ACGCUGACACACGGCUGAGCUGGAGAGGCGGUCUACAACGCGACUCCUUUACGAGACACGGAGCAGGGGCAGCAACAACAGCAGCAGCAGCCAGAGCAGCUGUCAUGUGAAUCAGCUGGACGAACAAGGAAGGGGAUAAAUAACAAUACGACUCCAUCUUUCUAAAACAAGGUUAUAUCUGGUGAGGAGGCAGGAUGGCGGGAGCAGAGGUGUACACCCCUGCAAACCCCACCUGCAAGAUUAUGACCUUCAGGCCCACCAUGGAGGAGUUCAAGGACUUCAACCAGUACCUGGUUUAUAUGGAGUCUCAGGGAGCUCACCGUGCAGGCCUGGCUAAGGUGAUUCCUCCGAAAGGCUGGAAGCCCCGUCGUACCUAUGAUGAUAUAGAUGAUCUGGUGAUUGAUGCUCCCAUCCAGCAGAUGGUGGCAGGCCAAUCAGGGCUCUUCACGCAAUAUAACAUCCAGAAGAAGCCUCUUAGUGUGCAGGAGUUCAGGCGGUUAGCUAACAGUGACCAGUACUGCACACCUCGCUACCUGAAUUAUGAAGAUCUUGAGAGGAAAUAUUGGAAGAACCUCACUUUUGUGUCACCUAUAUAUGGUGCUGAUGUCUGUGGCAGCCUCUAUGAUGAGGACGUGGAGGAGUGGAACAUUGGCCACCUGAACUCUAUCUUGGAUGUUAUUGAGGAGGACAGUGGUGUAUCCAUCCAGGGGGUUAACACUCCAUAUCUAUACUUUGGCAUGUGGAAGACCACCUUUUCCUGGCACACUGAAGAUAUGGACCUGUAUAGCAUCAACUACCUCCACUUUGGAGAGCCCAAGUCCUGGUAUGCCAUCCCCCCGGAGCACGGGAAGAGACUGGAGCGUCUGGCUACAGGUUUCUUUCCUAACAGCUUCAAGGGGUGUGAGGCUUUUCUUCGUCACAAGAUGACUCUAAUCUCCCCUUCCAUACUGAAGAAGUAUGGCAUUCCUUUUGAUAAGAUUACUCAGGAAGCAGGAGAGUUCAUGAUCACUUUCCCCUAUGGCUACCAUGCUGGCUUCAAUCAUGGCUUCAACUGUGCAGAGUCCACCAACUUUGCCACUGUGCGCUGGAUAGACUAUGGCAAAGUGGCCACACAGUGCACAUGUAGCAAGGACAUGGUGAAGAUAUCUAUGGAACCCUUUGUGAAACGUUUUCAACCUGACCGGUACCCUAACUGGAUGCUGGGCAAAGAUUCUGCACCUCUUGACCACCUACUUGCCACUCCGAGUUCAACACCGGAGCUGCAGAGCUGGUUACAGAGGCGGCGGAAGAACAAGCCUACUAAUAAAGGCAGCACCCACUCUCGUAUGCGCUCAAAGCGCUUGAGAACCACUGAGGAGCCUAUUGGCCUGGAUGACAGCUCAGCUUUGACAAAAAGCAAGAGAAAAGGCUCGGGCGGUUCGCCCGGGCCCAAGGUGCGCCGGUCAGUGGCAGGAACAACCUGCAGGGGCAAAGAGGAAAAAGAGAAGAAAAAGGAAGCCGAGUCAAAGCACAACCAGAAUCAUAACUCUGCUCAGCUUGCUGGUCCUUGCAGACAGAUGUGUGUGGUCAAGGUAAAUCGUGUAGAGAGUAAUAGUUUGGGAUUUUCAAAUAAGGAGCCAUCCCAUAACUCUCACUGCAGCCCCAGUCCCUCCCCUGCUUCCCCUGUGAAGAGCAACCUCCAGGCAGAGACGAUCACUCACAUUGACCCUGAGCAGCUCUCAGGGUCAGGGGUCAUGAACAGGAGUCCUGAAGGACUCAGGCAGUUGCCUGAGGCUACCCAGAUGUAUCCAGGAAUUAAUGAGUCAAGGUGUCAUUCUCCUGAACCACAAGACCUCUCAACAUCUCAGGACUGCUCUAGCAGGGUCUCUCCCCUUGAGGCCAACAAACUCAGCUCAUUUUCCCACACAACAAGCACUUCUGCUGAGACUGAGAUGAGCUUGUGCCCUCCUGACUCUGGAGCUCAGACAUCUAGUUCCUCAUGUAGAGAAGACACUUUAUGCCUCGCACCAAACACUGACAGUAGCAUGGACACGAGUACUGAGAAUUACACUAACAACACUGCUAAAGCAGAGAAAAUGUACACUGUUGUUGAUCCCAAACACAUCAAUCCACACUCCACUACAGAAGCACUUUAUGAUCUCAAAACUGAGCCAGCAGAGGGGGAUAGUUACACAUCAUGUGGCUCCCUCUUCCCUUCAGGACACAACUACAGUUUAGAAAAAAACAGCACUGAGGAAAAUCUUUUCCCUCCUCUGCUACAGAGGAAUGCAGUGGAUAUGCCACAACUCACUCCUGAGCCAGCAGAUAAGUUUGGAAUCUGCCCUUUGCCACCUGUGCUGAUCCAAGAGAUGCCCUCCCUCACCCCAGCCGAUGAUGGGCUAACCAGCGUUUCAAAAGCUACAUCAUGCAGUCACCAGGCUGCACCUGUGCUUCAGCGGGAGACGCCAACCGGCUCUCCGUCCUCAAAUGGAGCCAAACAGGAAGAGAGGGAAACUGACCUAAUGAUGUCGAAAGAACCUCUUACUGUCGAAUAUGCCAACAAAUGGCAUUUAGAGUCUCCAUAUAAUUGUGAAGGGGCAGCAGCGUCUGGUUCAGAAGGAAACACAGCUCAUUUAGCUACCAAUGCUAUGCACAAAAUAACAUCUGGUGCUGUCCAGGAAAUGCUAAUAAUGCCAGGAAUUGCUGCAGAAAAGGAUCACUCAGUGCUGGAAAAUGUUAGUACUGGACAGACUGAUGCUUCCCCUCGCCAGCUAGUUCAGAGCAAUGCACCUCAAACAGAGCAGCAAUACAGCUUCCCAGAGUUAGCAAGUAAAGAUAACUCAAAGGACUCAGCUCAAAGAGACAGUGUAUUCAGUCUGAGCAGUUCUGGCUCUCUUUUAACUGGUACCUCAAACAAUAAUCCCCCAACCCCUUCCCCUCCAGUAUGCACUCACAGUGACAGUCACUCAGCAUUACAACUCCACCACCCCCACACUACAUACUCCCCUUCGCAUUGUAUUUCCGAGAACCCAUACAUGGAGCCCAGACCGUUCUCCAGCAGCAUCUGGAGAAACUUCACUUCCCAGGGUCCUGCAGUACUCAUCCAGAGUUUGCACCCAGAGCUCCCUUCUGACUUCACCCACGACCCUCUACCUUACACCAUGUGGACUGAACCUCAGUGCAAAGAAGUCACAGACCUGGAGGACGCGGAGCAAGACCUCCGAGAGUCAGAGAACCAGGAAGAGGAAGGUGGACCUCUCACCUGGGCCCAGCUCGAGCCCACCUCGCUGGUAUCAGUUGGUGCUGUUGAGCCCCUGGGGCUUUGUGGAGAUUAUGAGCUCCAUAGAGGGGAAGCAGAUGGGUCUGAAGCCCUUUCCUUGUGCAGGGAGCUAGGGAGGCAAAGGGAGGCAGAGGAGAGUUUACACUCAGAUACUGCUGUUUCACCUCUUGGGAUGGGAGGAGGAGAACAGGAUGGGGUGUCUGAUAUGGAAGAAGGGGGAUCUGAUGUUGAAGAGGUAGAGCAGCAAGGUAGCAUCAAGGGAGAGAGCAGUAGUGAGUCAUCUGAUGAGGAGGAGGAGGAGGAAGAAGAGGAAGAAGAAGAAGAAGAAGAGGAGGAGGAGGAAGAAGAAGAAGAAGAAGAAGAAGAGGAGGAAAAUGAUACAAGAAACUGCGAGUGUGAUGAAUCAGGCUUGGAACCUGGGGAGGUUUGUGCAUACCCUGCUCUGUCAGUAAAGAGGACCACUAAGAGCUGGCGUCACCCACUCAGGAAACCUACUGCAAGGGCUGUACCCACUGCUGUCAAACAACAGGCUGCCAGCGAUGAUGAGCCCCCUGAAGCGAGCCUGGCGGAGGAGGAGGAGCAGGAAAUGGAGGCGUGGGCGAAGCCCCUCAUCUACCUGUGGCAAAACAGGAAGAGCUGCUUCACAGCGGAGAGGGAGUACAAUGCUCAUGCAGCCACCAUGCAGCCAUACUGUGCUGUGUGCACACUCUUCAUGCCCUAUUAUCAGGCUGAAGACAAAGCAGAGGACAACACGCCUAUCGUAGCUAAGGACACCUCCACAUCCUCAUCUCUAAUGGAGGGCCUCACACGUCCCUGUAAAGGUCUGAGAAGGACCAAGCCCCUGGUACCAGAGAUCUGCUUUUCUUUCCGGGAGCAGAACUGCCCCCCGACUCCCACUAACCCUCUGCUGCAGGAAGAUGGCACCUCCCCUCUGCUCUACUGCGAGGGCUGCUGCCUGCAAGUCCACGCAAGUUGCUAUGGUGUUGCUGCAGAUGACGUCAGUGAACAGUGGUCGUGUGAUCGCUGUACGGAAGGAAGCUUUACAGCAGAAUGCUGUCUGUGUAACCUCAGAGGUGGAGCUCUGAAGAAAACCCAAAACGACAAAUGGGCCCACGUGAUGUGUGCAGUAGCACUGCCAGAGGCAAGGUUCAGCGACGAAGCCAAAAGGAGUCCCAUUGACACCAGUAGAAUCCCCAUGCAGCGAUAUAAACUGAAGUGCAUCUAUUGUCGUAAGCGCUGCGCGGGGAAGCGGCAGGCAGGUGCUUGCAUCCAGUGCUCAUGUGGCCGGUGUCCCACCUCCUUUCAUGUGACCUGUGCCCAUGCUGCCGGUGUAAUCAUGGAGCCUGAUGAUUGGCCAUAUGUCGUGUCAAUCACCUGCCAUAGACAUCAAUCACGGAGUUCGUCAGCUCAGCGAGCGUGCCAAGCUUCCAUCUCACUGGGCCAGACUGUGAUCUCCAAACACAAGAACCUGCGCUACUACAGCUCAAAGGUCACCCAGAUAUCCUCCCAGGUGUUCUACGAGGUCAUGUUCGAUGACGGCUCCUUCUCCAACGAUACCUACCCCGAGGAUAUAGUGAGCAGAGAUUGUAUGAACUUGGGUCCUCCUGAAGUGGGCGAAGCUGUUCAAGUGAAGUGGCCUGAUGGGCUGUUCUAUGGUGCCAAAUACCUAGGAUCCAACGUAUCCUACAUGUACCAGGUGGAGUUUGAGGACGGGUCACAGGUGCUGGCAAAAAGAGAAGACGUCUAUACUUUAGAUGAAGACCUGCCUAAAAAGGUGAAACGUAGACUUUCCACGGCCUCAAGCAUGCGUUUCCAGGACGCCUUCUUCACCACGCAGGGGGAGAGGAAACGGCAAAGAACACCCAAUUCACGCUUCCAGAAAGACUAUGUGGCCCUGCCAGGCCUCCGUACAACUGCCAAAAGCACAUGGGAGCAACGCAGCCACAAAGGGAAAUGAAGUCAUGGAGAAGAAAUCAAUGACAAAUGAAUGCACUGAGUUUAACAGUGGAUGUAGAGGGGAGGCUGUUUGUGUGUGAGCGGAUGUGUGAGUAUGCGUGUGUGUAAGUGUUUUGGAUCUACUUCCAUCUCAACUGUUGCCGACACAACUUUGAAUAGAUCAGAGGGAGCGACAGAAGAGAUCGGGUGAAUUGCGUUAGAUGGACGUUAACUCGUGUGUGCUUGUACAUUAUACAUCAGUGAUUGGUGAUUGUGACAGGCUGGAGAAUUGGACAGCUGCACUCUUACAGAACGGGUUAACAGAGGCCAUGGUUGCCUCAGUUACCCAGUGCUUUCACAUCCGUCAGGGAAAAUAAAACGUGACUCACAUUUGUCACAUCACCCUUUUUUGAAAUAAAUGACAAAAAAACUUUUUUCUUUGUACAUGAAAAAUUCAAAAGGUUAGAUUUUUCUAAAUAGCUUGCCUAUGGUAGCUUUUUGGGGGUCUGUUAUUUCAAGUUUUGAUUUUGAAUAUUUAUGCACUUUGCUUGUAGUAUUUUCCUCAUGUCUUACUGUUUCUCCCUGCAUGUUGAACAUUGUCUCCUAACUGCUCCUGCGAGAGUCCAAUCACACUUCAAUGGCUUCCUCUCUGCAUGUUUUAUAAAAUGUGUAAUAUGACAAUAAAAAUGAAUCAUUACUGAAUUUAAAAAAAAAGAAAAUGACCACAUGUAAAUCCCACCCUGUGGUGAAGGGUUCAGACAGGAAGUCAUGCCUUUGUGUUGGAUUCUGUGCACUAUUAACGUGAAAUGCUACUGUUGAUCUGUUGAAUGAACACAUUGUUGAAAUUAUUUAAAAUUUGUAUUUAUUUUUGGCUUGCUAUAGUUGAACUAUUGCUAACUGCUGUAUGGGAAAACAAUAAAAAAUUACAUAUGUUUUUUUUUUAUUAAAUUGUGAAGUUAUUUCAAGUGAUUCAGUUGGUAAGAAUGAGAUUAGAAGUUUCAGGUGUAGUGGGAAAGAUGGUUUAUGUGCAGUCCAGUAACAAGAAGAAAAGUAUGUUUUUGCAAACCAGGAAUAAGUUACAUUUUCACAUUUGGUAGAUAUCACAUCAACAUUUCUAAAGUGAUACGGAAUAUGAGCUGACUGUCAUCGGGAGGUGCAGAUGAUAGUGGACGGUGUGACACCGAGGCGAGAUGCCUGCCAAGCUGCAGAUCACUGUCGGGAGAUCAACAAACAUGGGUUGUGUUUUAGCGACCUGUCAUGGUUUUUCUUACCUCCUUUUAACCAGCCUGUGUGGGUGUUUUUUAGCAUCCUGUCACUGCUUUUCCGGUGGGGAAUGUCUCCCCAAAACAAAGUGUUUUAAGCCAUAACAUGAUCUUUUUCUAACCAUAACCAAGUUGUGUUUGUGCCCAAACGUAUGGAGUGUUUCCAUGGUUUGCAGAAAUGUACAAUGUCAAUAUUUUUACUGGUGACUGGGUUGUUAUGUGACUGUUGGAUACAUUAAAUGGGUAAUACAAUAUUUGA